UCAGGAAGGGUUAGCAGGAAUACAGACGGGUUCCGCUCAGACUGUAUAACAUAAAAUGUGUAUUUAACUCGAUUUUUUUUUGGAUACUGGACAUAUUUCUAAGCGAGUUUUAAACUCAAAUUAACGCCAAGACGGAUACAACCCCCCUCAGAAGCAUUUCAACUUGAUCGAGGCGUCUAAUGUACUAAACGAAACGGAAGUAACUUGCCAGCUCUCUGGCGAAGCUCGCUAGCCACUGAAUGCCAACGUUGUGGGUAAUGGAGUUGAGCAGGCAGCUCUGUUUAAAGAUGAGGAGAAAUCGGAAGGCUCAACUCUCCUCCCCUCCUGCUUCCACUUUGGGCCUUGAAGUCCACUUUUAUAUUCCAGAAUUUCACCAAUUGGAGUUCCUCAAAGGGUGUUUUACUGCUGAAGAGCUCUGUGUCGCUGCUGCCAAGAACUGCUCCAUUUCUCCCUUGUGCCAUAACCUGUUUGGCCUAUACGAUGAGACAAUUGGCACCUGGUACCCUCCCAGCUAUGAGUUCAAGAUCACAGAGGAAACCAGCAUCAAGUUGCAUUAUCGGAUGAGGUUUUAUUUCAGAAACUGGCAUGGCACCACUGAAGGAGAGUCACCAGUUUGGAGGCACUGCAUUAGCAAACUCAGAGGACAGAGCCCACAGAAAACACCUGAGGGAACACCUCUACUUGAUGCUGGAUCUCUGGACUAUCUGUUCUUUCAGGGACAACAUGACUUUCAUACAGGCAUGAUUCCACUGAGAAUGUCCCAGUCUGAGGCAGAGCAACAUGAGAUAGAAAAUGAGUGUUUGGGCAUGGCUGUGCUUGCUAUCACUCACUUUGCCAUGAUCGUGGAAAUGCCCCUGUCAACUGCUUCCCGUGAAAUCAGUUACAAACGUUUCAUCCCCGAGUCCCUGAACCGCAACAUUAAGCAGCGAAACAUUCUGACGCGUGUCCGCAUCAACAACGUGUUCAAGAAAUUCCUCAGUGACUUCAACAACCGCACAGUCAAGGACAGCAAGAUUACACCCUAUGACCUGAAGAUCAAGUACCUGGCCACACUGGAGGGGCUGACCAGCAGCCUGGGCAUCGAGCUGCUUGAGCCAGUCUCUCUGAGUGUAAUGCAAGAGGAAGAGCCCUGCAAUGGAGGCUACCACGGGUACUCCAACCAGAGCCAAGGGCAAAGCCAGAAUCAAAACUUAGGGACAAGUCAUGACAUGCAGGUUCUCGUUACUGGUACUACUGGUAUUUCCUGGAGGAAAAAACCAACUGCGGCUUCUGUAAUGUGUAAAGAGAAGAGUAAGUCAAAGAAGGGAAAGCAGGGUGGAAAACAGAAAAAUGACAGAAACAAAGAGGCAAACGAAGGCUGGGUGUUGUUCUGUGACUUCCAUGAGAUCACACACACAGUCAUCAAGGAGGCAAUGGUCACCAUCAAAAGACAGGACAACAAGAAGAUGGAAGUUCAAAUGACUUCCAGGGCUGAGGCUCUGUCCUUCGCAGCCCUUGUGGAUGGCUACUUUAGGCUGACUGUGGAUGCUCACCAUUACCUCUGCAAGGAGGUGGCGCCUGCUUCAGUGGUGGACAACAUCAACAAUGGUUGCCAUGGACCCAUCUGUACGGAGUAUGCCAUUCACAAGCUGCGUCAGGAGGGUAAUGAGAAGGGUUCCUAUAUCCUGCGCUGGAGCUGUACUGACUAUGAAUACAUCAUCAUCACUGUGGUCUGCCAUGAGACUGACACAAGGCAGUCUCGUACUGUGCGCCAAUAUAAGAACUUCCAGAUAGAGGUGGUCCCAAAUGGGUUCCGCCUCUACGGCACGGAUACAUUGCGACCCACCAUUAAGGAGCUUUUGGAGCACCUGGAAGGCCAGAGUCUUCGCACCGACAACCUUCAGUUCCAGCUUAGCCGCUGCCACCCUCCACAGCCAAGAGAAAUUUCUAACCUGCUGGUGUUCACUAAAGACAGAGCACUGGCUCCUCAGACUCCCAAAGAGGACAGCCAGCUCAGCUUCCAUCGCAUCCUAAAGGAAGAGAUUGAACAGGAGGAGCAUCUUGGUGUUGGGCCACGAAAACCAACAUCUACUCAGCGCACGCUCAAAGUGAAGAGUGAGGAGCAUGAGGAUGCAGGUUACACAUCCUUCCAGGAAUUUAAGGUUGUGCUGAAAGUGUUGGGUUCUGGACACAGGGACAUCUCCUUGGCAUUCUUUGAAACAGCCAAGGGAUGCAACACAGUGUCUCACAAACACAUCGUGCUCCUCUAUGGAGUGUGUGUCCGCCACCAAGAGGAUAUUAUGGUGGAGGAGUUUGUCCAACUAGGACCACUGGACGUGUUCAUGAGGAGACAGCAGAGUCCUCUCAGCACACCGUGGAAGUUCCAGGUGGCCAAGCAGCUGGCCUCAGCUCUCAGCUACUUGGAGGACAAAAAGCUGGUCCAUGGCUCUGUGUGCGCCAAGAAAUUCUACUGGCCAGAGAUGGGGCUGGGUGCAGAUGAAGGGGGGCCCUUUAUCAAGCUCAGCGAUCCAGGAAUCCCAAUUACAGUUCUUACCCGACUGAGGAGUGUGUGGAUCGUAAUCCCAUGGAUUGCUCCAGAGUGUGUGAAGAGUGUGUCAUCUCUGGGUGUAGCUGCUGAUAAAUGGGGAUUUGGUACCACCCUGUGGGAGAUCUGCUAUGAUGGCGGUCCUCUUAAAGAUAAGAAACUUACCGAGAAAGAGAGAUUCUAUGAAAACUGAGUGCCAGCUGGCCCACCCCGGACCUGUAAAGAGCUGGCUAAACUCAUGACACAUUGCAUGAACUAUGAUCCUAAGAAGAGACCUUUCUUCGAGGCCAUCGUCAGAGACAUCGACAUGUUGGAGGAAAACGAGUAUAUCCAUCCAUCAAACCCAAGCCACACCGGAGGGUCGAACCCCACUGUGUUUGAAAAAGAGAUUCCUGGGAGGAUCAGAGAUCUGGGAGAGGGUCACUUUGGAAAGGUGGAGCUGUGUCGCUACGAUCCACGGGAGACAGAAACAGGCGAGCUGGUUGCAGUAAAGUCAAUGAAACCUGAAACCCGGGAGGAGCAGAGCAACAACCUGUCCAGAGAGAUCGACAUCCUGAAGGCUCUCUACCAUGAAAACAUUGUCAAAUACAAAGGCAUCUGCAAAGAGGAAGGUAAACCUGAGUGCAAGCUGAUCAUGGAGUUUCUUCCACUGGGCAGUUUGAAGGAGUAUCUACCCAAAGAAAGUGAGACCAGCUUCAGCACCCUGCUCAGCUACUGCAUUCAGAUAUGCAAGGGCAUGGACUAUUUGGGAUCUCUAAGUUACAUCCACCGGGACUUAGCUGCCCGCAACGUGCUGGUUGAAAACGAGAGGACAGUGAAAAUUGGAGAUUUUGGCCUCACCAAGAGCAUCAAAGACAACGAAGGAUAUUACACGGUCAAAGAUGACCUCGACAGUCCUGUUUUCUGGUAUGCUCCAGAGUGUCUGACCCACUGCAAGUUUUACCUGGCCUCCGAUGUUUGGUCUUUUGGGGUAACGAUGUAUGAACUCGUCACCUACUGUGACUCCUCCAAGAGCCCGAUGACGCGCUUCCUCGAUAUGAUUGGUCGAAGUCACGGUCAGAUGACCAUCAUCCGCUUAGUAAAGGCAUUGCAAGAAGGAAAAAGGCUGCCAUGUCCUGAUGGAUGCUCAGAGCAUGUGUACGAGCUGAUGAGGAGGUGCUGGGAGAAUGCCCCCGAGAGGAGAAUCACCUUCAAGCGUUUGAUCGAGGAGCUGACCAUCCUGCAGCAGAACCAGUAAACGUCCCACUGUUGGAUGUUCUGGGAGUAAAGCUUACUUCGCUGGCCAGCUCAAAACCAGAUGCAAACUGCCAAACGUGACCCCUGAUUAGCAUCUGCUUGUACAGCUUCACUGUAGUGAGAGACACACGGCACUUUGCUCCUUCGUUCUCCAAGUCUUAUCAUAAUUUUAGCUUGCCAUAUUUCAAAUAUUGUUUUCUUUAACGGUUAUGAUAUCUUUAUAUAUCCUGCUUUGAGCAAACAUUUUGGUUUAAAUAAACCUUGUAGCCUUUGCGCAUAAAUCAGACCAUAUAUCCUACAUGCAACUUGAGUGAAAUAUCUAACAUGGACUCUUGGAGCACACUGAAGAUUUAGAAACUGUUUGACUGGAAUUAAUGCUGGGACGAUGAAAACAGAGUGGCGAAAGGAACUUGUUCACUUUCAUACAGAUUUAACAGAUAUGUAGCAGCCUUUAAGUGAUGGAGGCCGAGCAGAUCAUCCUUUUAAUGCAAAGAAAUGCUCGGAUAGACACGAUACGGAAGAUGGAAAAAACACAGAUACUUGUUUUGUGCUGCUUGUUUCAUGGACUCCUGUGUGCGAAAACCAAUGGCCUGAUUUAUUUUUAUUUUUUUACUAUGUCAUGAAAAAAUUCUUUCUGUUCAUGAUGUGCAAAUGCAGCUUCUGAGAAGUGGCAUUAAACCAGAGCCAGUAAUCAGUCAGCUGUGUUCCUUCCUCUGCAUUGUUGACACUUUUAAAAGCCAGAUGUCAAACAUCCACUAAUACUCAAUUUUAAAUGUGUGGAGUUUGAGCAGACUAGAUGAUUUUAGACAUGUUUUAGAAUGAAUGAAACUGAGCCAUUUCCCCGUUUAGGAAUUUUAUUGACCAACAAUGAAAAACAAAAUGAAUGUAAAGAAUUUCUCUGUAGAAGGGCUGUUUAAGCUGCAUUUGCACAGGAACUGAACUUUUGUUUCCUUUACUAUGCAUCAGUUUACCUGUUAUUUGAGAAAAGUUUCUGUAAGACACCUGAGGGCAGUAUAACCUUAGUUUUCCUCUCCAGUUUUGUAGCUUAACAUGCAAGUUCAGUAGCAAAUAUGGUAAGAAAGCUGUAGAUCUUUUAUGAAAAGAAGGGUUUAAUGUGGAG
Messenger RNA from Melanotaenia boesemani (Boeseman's rainbowfish), 4880 nucleotides. It is a transcript of the gene jak1, whose product is annotated as Janus kinase 1. Lineage: Eukaryota; Metazoa; Chordata; Actinopteri; Atheriniformes; Melanotaeniidae. The record is from RefSeq and is a predicted model, not a curated record. Gene Ontology annotation, molecular function: non-membrane spanning protein tyrosine kinase activity; ATP binding; cytokine receptor binding. Gene Ontology annotation, cellular component: cytosol; cytoskeleton; membrane. Gene Ontology annotation, biological process: cell surface receptor signaling pathway via JAK-STAT; hemopoiesis; intracellular signal transduction.